[Candida] anglica is the source of this 965-nucleotide messenger RNA. Lineage: Eukaryota; Fungi; Ascomycota; Pichiomycetes; Serinales; Debaryomycetaceae. The record is from the annotation of a GenBank genome assembly.
CGGCAAACGAACCAAGUUAAUAAACUUAUUAAUAUCAUGUCUGAUAGUGAAGAGAAUUUGAGUGAUAUCAGUUUGGAUGAAGAAGAUGAAGAAUUGAUCUGGAGAGUCUUUUAUGGAGAUGUGGAGAAGCGUCAAAGGUCGAACACCAACUCAGGAUAUCCAACUGAUGAAAGUGAAUCUGAAAUAUUAAACCAAGAGGAUGACGAUGAGAAUGAGUCCAUCAGUGAUCUCAGCGAGGUGGACGAUCUCGAUCUUGUGGCAAAGUAUGAAGAGCUCAAAUCAAUGGAACAAAAUCGAAAGCGUAAACGGGAGGAUAGAAGUACGGGUGAUUCCCAUUUUGGCACCCCUUCUGAACUUACAGAUGAAGAACGCAAGAGAUUGAUAAUAGGAUCAUUUAGUAACGAUCAGAUGGAUAGAUUUGAGUCGUACAGACGUAUGACCAUUAAUAAGCUGGGGGUAAAGAAGAUUUGUAACUCUGUGUUGGGUCACUCCAUAGGACAGAACAUUGCCGUGGUCUUAGCUGGUGUAUCGAAACUGUUUCUAGGUGAGAUUAUUACGCGGGCGUUUGAAAUCCAAGAACGUGAUUAUAAGGCUCGUUUGAUUGUGGAUAUUGAUAAUAAAAAGCGCCAAAAGAGAGAUAUUCUCAAAAGCUUGGAACUGGGAAAGGAAGAAGUGGUUGAAGUAGAUGAUCGUAAAUUACAAUAUUUUGGUGACAGAGAAAUUCCACUUCAACCUGAACAUAUUCGUGAAGCAUGGAGAAUGUACAAGUUGGAAAAUAGUGGUGAUUUAAACGCAGCAUGGAGAACUCAAGGAGAUUCAGAUGGGAAAAUGUUCAGAUGAAUUAAAGAAUAAACAAAAAAACACUCACGACGUUACGCAUUAUAAAUAUAGAGUAAUAAUAUAAAAUUACAAGAUAUGUAUAUUAUUGUAGUCUGCUUGUUAAUCAAUUAUAAUACAUAAUUAAC